Messenger RNA from Saprolegnia parasitica CBS 223.65, 3348 nucleotides. RefSeq lists its product as hypothetical. Gene Ontology annotation, biological process: regulation of DNA-templated transcription. The record is from RefSeq and is a predicted model, not a curated record. The transcript is spliced from 3 exons. Bases 1 to 3267 code for a protein of 1088 amino acids. Gene Ontology annotation, molecular function: RNA polymerase II complex binding. Lineage: Eukaryota; Oomycota; Saprolegniomycetes; Saprolegniales; Saprolegniaceae. Gene Ontology annotation, cellular component: Cdc73/Paf1 complex.
AUGGCCGCCCGCAAGUCGCUGCUCAUCCCGGUCCACAAGAGCGAUGAGAUCGUCGAGAUGUUCUCGGACGAGCUGCCGGAAGACGCCAACGACAUCAUGGAGAUCCUCCGCGCCGAGAUCGCGCCGCUGGAGGUCUGGCUCAACUUUGCCGUCGAGUACUACCUGCAGGGCAAGGUCGCCCAGUUCGAGCAGAUCUUUGACCAGGCCACCAUGUCGGACGCCGACGAGAUCUACCACGACGAGGCCGCGCGCAUGAGCCGACUCAAGAUCCUCAACGCAUGGGCGUGCCACCACAUCAACACGAUGUGGAAGGAGGACGACGACCGGAAGCGCGAGGUUCCAUCGCAGAAGGCGGCCGCGCUCUUCCAGAAGGCCGAUCGCAUCGAUCCGCAGUGCAUCACGACGCUGACAGGCAAAGCGCUCAUGUUUAUGGCCAAAGGCGAGGACGAGCGCGCCGAGCGCUUCCUCCGGACCGUUCUCCAGGUGCAACCCGAGAACCUCUCGGCGAUCCUCGCGACCGCGCUCCUUCAAGUGCGCAAGCGCAAGUUUACCGAAGCGAAAAAGCUCUACUACGACGCGAUCGCGCUGCACCCGCAGUCACCCCAAGCUGCGCGCAUGCGCAUGGCGUUUGCGUACUGUUGUUACCAGAUGGGCUGCGUCGACAAGGCGCGCGCGGUCAUGAAGUACGCGGCCAAGCUCGACGAUAGCUACGUCGAUGCGAUGAUGGCCAACGCGAUCUGGCAGCUCGCGACGCUCAGCCCGAGCGAGCGCGCGCGCAACAUGCAGAACGAAGGCUCGCGCUUCAUGACGAUGGUGCACCACGCGCACGCGCUCGACAAGACGCACCCGUCCGUCUUGAACCACUUGGCCAACCACUACUUCUUGCAGUGGUCGCCGCUGCCAGGCACGGCGGCGGUCGAGCGCGGUUCGUCGACCGUGGUCACGUCGCACGAUCUCUCGACCGACUUGGCGCCCGGGCAUCUCAUUAGCCUCGGGAGCAAGUUCUUUUGCUACGUCGUCGCCAUCGACGCGGCAAAAAACACGCUCGUAAUCGACGUGCCGUACAGCGGCCGCACGCGCAGCGGCGUCAGCGUCAGCCGCAAGAUGUACGACCAGAUGUUUGCCCUCGCGGCCAACGCGUACCACAACACGCUGACGAAAGAGCUUCGCGCCGAGAGCUGCUACCUCAUGGGCCGCGGCCGCCACGCCGAAGGCAAGUACGCGGACGCGUAUGGGUACUACUUCAAGGCGAGUCAGCUCAUGCCGACGCUGGCGUCGCCGUGGCUGGGCCUCGCCCAAAUGUACUACCAGCAAAACCAGCUCGAUAAGGCCACUGCGUACCUCGAGAAGACGCUCAAGGCGUACCCGGACAACACGGACGUCCUCCUCUUUCUCGCGCACGUCUACAGCAAGACGAACCGCAAGACGGACGCGAUUGCGCACUACCGCCGCGUGGCGGACAUUGACCCGGGCAACGUCAACGCGCUCAUUGGCGUCGCCGACAUCCUCCACGUCUCGGACGAGCGCACGGACCAGCUCGCGGCGAUUUCGUCGUUCUUGGCGGCUGAAAAAGUGCUCGAAACCUCCAACGAGCGUGUGCCCAUGGAGCUCUUUGUGAACCUCGGGUCGCUCCACAUGCGUGUGGGCGAUUUCGACGCAUCGCUCGCGUGCUACCGCCGUGCGCUUGGCAUCGAGGCGACCGCGCCGCUGCCAGCGGUCAACGAAGACAACAUCACGGUCCUCUACAACAUGGCGCUGGUCUACGAGCGCUGCGGCGACUUGGCCGUGAGCACCGCGCUGUACGACGACAUUGUGGCCACGUUCCCGGGCUACCACGACGCGUCGCUGCGCCUCGCGCUGCUCAAGCGCGACCAAGGCCGCUUUGACGAGGCCGUCCGGCUGCUUGAGGAGACGCUGGCGCGGGACCCGACGCAACAUGCACUACCAGCGCCGCGAGUGGAAUUUGGCGCAGAAAAGUACGAGACGGUGCUUGGCAUCAAGCUCGAGAACGGCGCGAACCUCAAGAACGAUCCGUACUCGUUCCUGGCGAUGGGCAACAUCUUUAUGAGCAACAUUGGCGAGCGCGGCCGAUACAUGAAGAACAUGGCGCUGAGCGAGACGUACUACAAGCGCACGCUGCAGAGCCACCCGUUCAACGUGCAUGCGGCCAACGGCAUUGGCAUCAUGGUGGCCGAGAAGGGUCAUCUGGACAAGGCCAAGAUGAUCUUUGCCGAGGUGCGCCAGGCGUGCCCCGACAUGCCGGAUGCGUGGAUCAACCUCGCCCACAUCUACAUGGCCGAAGAGCGCUACGACGAAGCGAUCCAGCUCUACCAAGUGUGUUUGACCAAGCACUACAACGGCCAAGACAUCCAAGUCCUCUUGUACCUCGCCAAGGCCUACUACGAGGCGAAGCGCCACCUUGAGUGCAUUGCAGCCUUGACGAAAGGGCUGCACUUGAUGCCGGGCGACGCGCGGUUGUGGUACAACCUUGGUCUUGCCCAAGAAGAGUUUGCUGUCUUUGCCCUCGGUGAUGGCGACGCCAGCAACACCAAGGCAGCGCUGCAGAGCCACCGGACGCUAGCCGACGUCCAACGCGCUAUCUCGGACCUCCAGCGGGCCAUGCGCAUCUUCCAGAUGCUCGCGACCGACACGAAGAAGGCGCCGGCGUACGACUUGGAGAAGGUCAAGGACCACGCGCGGUUUUGCGCCGAGACGCUCGACAAGGCGUCGUACCAUCUCGAGUUUGAGCGCCAGCGGGAAGAGAAGCGCAAGGCCGAGGCCGAGCAGCGCCGCCGCCUCAUGCUCCGCGACGAAGAGGAGCGUCUCGAGAAAGAGGCGGCCGAGCGCGCGCGCUUGAACGCUGCCGAGGAGCGCAAGAUGGCGGUCUUGCGUCAGAACGAAGAGCGUUUGCGUGCGGCCAACGCAACGUGGAAGACGCGCGAGACGGAGGAGAAGCAAAAGGCCGCCGCGCCCAAGAAGGGCAGCAAGAAGCGCAAAAAGACCGACGGCGACAAGAGCGACCACAGCGACAACAGCGACAACAGCGACGACGAGGCCGCGGGCCCGAGCCUCUCGAUCGCCGACAUGCAGAACCGCAACUCGAAGAUGAAGAAACUCGUGGAGAAGCGACAGAAGAAGGCCUCUGUCGACGACGAAGACGAUUUGUUUGGUUCCGACUCGGAUGACGACGCGGGCGAGAAGGCGGCGCCAGCGACCACGGCCAACGCCAGCGACCUCUUUGGCUCCGACUCGUCCGACGACGAGUAGAUUCGGUGGAUGCUACUACGUUGUGUGAAUUCCAGUGCAUAUCGCGUCGCGUUGGUCCCUCUUGCGCCGGCUAAAACCCAC